Populus trichocarpa (black cottonwood) is the source of this 1058-nucleotide messenger RNA. Its product is annotated as heavy metal-associated isoprenylated plant protein 39. Gene Ontology annotation, molecular function: metal ion binding. The coding region runs from base 356 to 802 and encodes 148 amino acids. The record is from RefSeq and is a predicted model, not a curated record. NCBI's taxonomy places the organism in Eukaryota, Viridiplantae, Streptophyta, Magnoliopsida, Malpighiales, Salicaceae. The transcript is spliced from 3 exons.
UUUAUUUAUGUAUUUCCUUUGUAAUUCUUUAUUGGGUUUUGAUUCUUUAAGAGUUUCUUGGUUUCUAAAAGGAAUUUAAGACAUUCUGGUUCAUGGGUUCAUUUGAUUCCUGGUAUCUAGAGGAGUCCAUGAGUACCAGGGGUAUCUUUCUGGGACUGGUUAAUUAAAGAAAGAAUCAGUAUCUUGAGUGCUCUUUUUAAGAAGAGAGUCUUUUGAAUGUCAAGUUGAGGUUCAGAUUUCGUACAUUAGUCAAGUUCUGGUCUCUUUAUAGAUAAUUGAUCACUAAAAAGCUUGUUGAUUCUGGAAGUUUGUGUUGAAGUUGGACUUGCAUGAUGACAAAUCCAAGCAAAAGGCUAUGAAGACAGUGUCUACUCUUUCAGGAAUUGAUUCCAUUGCCAUGGACAUGAAGGCAAAGAAACUGACUGUGAUAGGAACAGUUGAUCCUGUAAGCGUAGUCAGCAAAUUGAGAAAAUAUUGGCAAGCAGAUAUUAUCUCAGUAGGGCCUGCGAAAGAGCCUGAGCCUGAGAAGAAAGAGGAGGCUAAGAAAGAGGAACCCAAGAAAGAGGAGGAGGCAAAGAAAGAGGAACCUAAGAAGGAAGAAGCUAAGCCAGAGGAAGCCAAGAAAGAAGAACCCAAAAAAGAAGAGGAGAAGAAGGAAGAAGAGAAAAAGAAAGAAGCAGCACCACCACCAGACCCAGUUAUGGAGCUUGUCAAGGCCUACAGAGCUUACAAUCCUCAAAUGACCACAUAUUACUAUGCCCAAAGCAUAGAAGAGAAUCCAAAUGCUUGUGUUAUCUGUUAAGUGUCGGGCUAUUAUAAAUUAAAGACGACAACUUUUCCUUCCAGCUGAUGAUUGCUUUUAAUCUCAUCAAUGUGUGGUUGAGGCAUGCAUGCGACAUUUAAGAAGUGAGGAGCCCUGUAUAUAGGUGGUGAUAUAUCUGCCUCUUUCAUCUCUUCAGACAUUAAGUAAUCUGUAGAGAGAAUAAAUGAAAUUUUUGCAGCUUGUUCUUUGAUACAUUAUCUAUACAAUUUGUAUAGCUAUUGCUAUUUCUUGUUUC